Molecule: messenger RNA, 1660 nt
Organism: Notothenia coriiceps (black rockcod)
Lineage: Eukaryota; Metazoa; Chordata; Actinopteri; Perciformes; Nototheniidae
Product: 1-phosphatidylinositol 4,5-bisphosphate phosphodiesterase delta-4-like
Exons: 10
Coding region: 330-1631 (433 amino acids)
Biological process (GO): intracellular signal transduction; lipid metabolic process
Cellular component (GO): plasma membrane
Molecular function (GO): phosphatidylinositol-4,5-bisphosphate phospholipase C activity; calcium ion binding
Source: RefSeq, a predicted model, not a curated record
GAGCCAGAUUUCCCUUCAGACACUCCCAGUCUUUAAGACCCUGAGCUCAGCUAACAGUCCCUGGACUGUCUGGAUCUCAGUGUGCGGAGCCAGUGUGACGUACACACACCCCUAUAUUUAUCCAGCCAUCCAGGGUCCUACCCCUCAGUAUCUGAGGACCUCCCUGGGACAGCUGUCUCCUGAAGAGGACCCACCUCUGGACUCACAGUAACCCCUGUGAGGUCUGUACUUUUGCACACAGACUGCAGGACUUGCCAUGCUCCAGCCUCUCAGUGUAAUGAGUAAAGAUUGAUUCAGCACAUUUCCAUUGACAUGGUUCAAGAAUAGCAAUGGAUCCUGAAGGUUCACGCAUCCAGGAUGACCCACAUAUUAAGGUGAUGAUGGCAGGGUCGACUCUGAGAAAAAUAAAGUCACGUUCAUGGAAAAAGCAGCGACAUUUCCGCCUCCUGGAGGACGGCAUGACUAUCUGGUACAAGUCCAGAUGGGCAGGGAUGGGCCACUCCACCUUCUCAGUCACAGAGAUGGAGGCAGUGCGUGAGGGCCACCAGUCGGAGGUCCUGCUGAGUACUGCAGAGGAGUUCCCUGCUGACCUCUGCUUCACCUUGGUGUUUCACGGUCGCCAAGGCAACCUGGACCUUGUGGCUGAGACGCCAGAGGAAGCUAAGGCCUGGAUCCAGGGGGUGCGCAAGCUGAUCCACAAGGCUCAAAACAUGGAUGAGAAGGAGAGGCUGGACCAGUGGGUCUGGGACUGGUUUAAGAAAGCUGACAAAAACAAAGAUGGUAAGAUGACUUUCAAAGAGGUGCGGAAACUGCUGAAGAUGAUGAACGUGGAAAUGAAUGAGGACCAUGCUUUCCAUCUCUUCACGAUGGCAGACAAGUCGGACAGUGGCUCUUUGGAAAUCGAGCAGUUUGUCUAUUUCUACAAGAUGCUGACUCAGCGGGAUGAGGUGUGGAAGGUGUUCCAGGACUACUCUGGAGAUGGAGAUAAGUUGAUGUUGGAAGAGCUGGAGAACUUCCUGAUCAUGGAGCAGCAGGAGGGAGAGAAGAGUUCCCAGCAUGCCCAGGAGCUGAUCAACUGCUACGAACCAUCAGAAUCAGCCAAGAAGCAAGGUGCCAUGUCCUUAGAUGGCUUCCAGAUCUACCUGUGCUCCCAAGAGGGCUCCAUAUUUAAACCUGAGCUGCGGGAGCUUCACCAGGACAUGAGCCAGCCGCUCAGCCACUACUUCAUCUCCUCCUCACACAACACCUACCUCCUGGAGGACCAGCUGCGAGGACAGAGCAGCCUGGAGGCAUACAUCCAGGCCCUGAAGAGAGGCUGCCGGUGUGUGGAGGUUGACUGCUGGGAUGGCAGUGACGGGGAACCCGUUGUGUAUCACGGUCACACUUUAACUUCCAAGAUCCUUUUUAGAGACGUCAUUACAACGCUGAAGGAAUACGCCUUCAAGGCAUCUGACUUCCCUGUCAUUCUGUCUCUGGAGAAUCACUGCUGUGUGGAGCAGCAGACCGUCAUGGCCAAACACAUUAGAGUCAUCUGUGGGGACACGCUACUGACCACCCUGCUGAAUGGACAGGUCCCUCAACAGCUUCCGUCUCCACAGGUUAGAAUCAGAUUGUUUUGUAUUUCUUUUUGAAGAAAUUCAUAGGGGGAGGUACCCUGGGA